Messenger RNA from Musca vetustissima, 267 nucleotides. Its product is annotated as defensin Lucifensin-like. NCBI's taxonomy places the organism in Eukaryota, Metazoa, Arthropoda, Insecta, Diptera, Muscidae. The record is from RefSeq and is a predicted model, not a curated record. Gene Ontology annotation, biological process: defense response to bacterium; humoral immune response. The transcript has a single exon. The coding region runs from base 1 to 267 and encodes 88 amino acids.
AUGAAAUUCCUUAUUACAAUAUUUGCUAUCUUCUGCCUUGUUGCUGUAGCCAGUGCCACUCCACCAAAUGAAGAAUCCAACUUUGUCCAUGGAUCCUUGGCCUUGAAGCAAUUGGAACCGGAGUUACAUAACCGUUAUAAGCGUGCCACUUGUGAUUUGUUCAGCGGUUUGGGUGUCAAUCAUUCAGCCUGUGCUGCCCAUUGUCUGUUGCGUGGUAAUCGUGGUGGCUAUUGCAAUGGCCGAGGUGUUUGUGUAUGCCGUAACUAA